AGCAGAGGAAAAACCACAGUGGAGGAUGAAGAUAGCAUGGAUGGACUGGAGACUACAGAAACAGAAAACAUUGUGGAAACAGAAAUUAAAGAGCAAUCUGCCGAAGAGGAUGCUGAAGCAGAAAUGGACACCAAACAGUCAGUUCUACCUCUUCAGAGUUCUGUAUCUGAAGAGUUUGCAAGCUCCAUGGUCUCUGUUGGUGUGGAAGCCAAACUCAGUGAACAGCUCUGCGCUUUUUGUUACUGUGGUGAAAAAAGUUCCUUAGGACAAGGAGACUUGAAACAAUUCAGUUUAACACCUGGAUUUAUCUUGCCAUGGAAAAGCCAGCCUUCGGUGAUGAAGGACAUUGAUGACAACAGCAGUGAAACCUGUGAGAAAAUACAAAACUCAGCACCACGAAAGCAAAGAGGACAGAGAAAAGAACGAUCUCCUCAGCAUAGUAUGAUAUCAUGUGUAAAUGCAAGCACCCAAACUGCUUCAGAUGAUCAGGCUGGUAAAUUAUGGGAUGAACUCAGUCUGGUUGGCCUUCCAGAUGCCAUCGAUGUCCAGGCCUUAUUUGAUUCUGCAGGUGCUUGCUGGGCUCAUCACCGUUGUGUGGAAUGGUCGCUAGGAGUAUGCCAGAUGGAAGAACAGUUAUUGGUGAAUGUGGACAAAGCUGUUGUCUCAGGGAGCACAGAACGAUGUGCAUUUUGUAAGCACCUUGGAGCCACUAUCAAAUGCUGUGAAGAGAAAUGUACCCAGAUGUACCAUUACCCUUGUGCUGCUGGAGCUGGCACCUUUCAGGACUUCAGUCAUUUCUUCCUUCUUUGUCCAGAACACAUUGACCAGGCUCCUGAAAGAUCAAAGGAAGAUGCAAACUGUGCAGUGUGCGACAGCCCGGGCGACCUCUUAGAUCAGUUCUUUUGUACCACUUGUGGUCAGCACUAUCAUGGGAUGUGCCUGGAUAUAACGGCUACUCCACUAAAACGAGCAGGGUGGCAAUGUCCUGAGUGCAAAGUGUGCCAGAACUGCAAACAAUCGGGAGAAGAUAGCAAGAUGCUGGUGUGUGAUACGUGUGACAAAGGGUAUCAUACUUUUUGUCUUCAACCAGUUAUGAAAUCUGUACCAACAAAUGGCUGGAAAUGCAAAAAUUGCAGAAUAUGUGUAGAGUGUGGCACACGAUCUACUUCUCAGUGGCACCAUAACUGCCUACUAUGUGACAGUUGUUACCGAGAACAGGAUAACUUUUGCCCUUUUUGUGGGAAGUGCUACCAUCCAGAAUUUCAAGAAGACAUGCUUCAUUGUAAUAUGUGUAAAAGGUGGGUUCAUUCAGAAUGUGACAAACCAGUGGAUCAUGAACUGGAUUCUCAAAUGAAAGAAGAGUAUAUCUGCAUGUAUUGUAAACCGCUGACAGCUGAGAUGGAUUCAAUACAGCCAGGUGAUGAAAUGGAGGUGACUGAAUUCAGUAAAGAUUAUAGUGAAAUGGAAGUUGAAGGACCUGAAGACCAUGUGGUAUUUCUGGAGCAAGAAAUCAGUAAAGACAUGAAAGGUCAAGCGUUCACAACUGGAAUUGUUCCGGAUGCAGUUGAAGUCCAUACUGAGGAGCAACCGAAAGUACCAGAAAGUCUUGUACACACAGAUUGUCUUCUCAUUUCUGAAUCAUCUAAAAAUAAAAUGAAUCCUGAAUUGGAAAAUAUGAUUUCUCAUGAAGUUGAAAGUGAAAAACUGGAAAUGCCUUCUAAAGUGAUGCAUAUUUGUAAUGAAGAUCAAAAUGACAACAAAGUAGAAGUAACAGAAAAUAUUGACUUGAUAGUACACCAGAACAUUGGGCAGCAAGAGGAACUACAGUUGUCCAAGGAGCUUAAAGUGGUCGUAACCUCAGAAGAAUCAAGGCCUUCAAGAUUAACUAUUGAUGGUGUCUCUGUUCCACCAGAAACCUUAAUGCCCCCACGUGAGGCAAGUACUUCUUUAUGUUCUAAAGAACAAUUGUCUGCAGAAAGGUUACAAGAAGAAAUGGAACAGAAAACAAAUUCUGAAUCUUCCAGUGCGCUUUUGGAAUUUGAAAUGACUCCUGCAAUUGAGUGCUGUGUAAAAGAUAGUUCAUGCCAAGGAGACACAUCUUUAAAAUUACCAUCUGAGACAGAGUCAUCAUUUUCAUCAGCAGCAGACGUAAGCAAGGCAAACGUGUCUUCCUCUCCAACUCUUUCUUCAGACUUGCCUUCACAUGACAUGCUGCACAGUUACCCUUCAACUCUCAGUUCUUCUGCUGGAAACAUCAUGCCAACAACGUACAUCUCAGUCACUCCAAAAAUUGGUAUGGGUAAACCAGCUAUUACCAAAAGAAAAUUUUCUCCUGGUAGACCUCGUUCCAAACAGGGGGCUUGGAGUACACAUAAUACAGUGAGCCCACCUUCCUGGUCCCCAGACAUUUCAGAAGGUCGGGAUAUUUUUAAACCCAGGCAGCUUCCUGGCAGUGCCAUUUGGAGCAUCAAAGUGGGGCGUGGGUCUGGAUUUCCAGGAAAACGGAGACCUCGUGGUGCAGGAUUGUCCGGACGAGGUGGCAGAGGCAGAUCAAAAUUCAAAAGUGGGAUUGGAGCUGUUGUAUUACCUGGGGUGUCUACUGCAGAUAUUUCAUCAAGUAAAGAUGAAGAAGAAAACUCUAUGCACAAUACAGUUGUAUUGUUUUCUAGUAGUGACAAGUUCACUUUGCAUCAGGAUAUGUGUGUUGUUUGUGGGAGUUUUGGACAAGGAGCAGAGGGAAGAUUACUUGCCUGUUCUCAGUGUGGUCAGUGUUACCAUCCGUACUGUGUCAGUAUUAAGAUCACUAAAGUUGUUCUUAGCAAAGGUUGGAGGUGUCUUGAAUGCACUGUAUGUGAGGCCUGUGGGAAGGCUACUGACCCAGGAAGACUCCUUCUUUGUGAUGAUUGUGACAUAAGUUAUCACACCUACUGCCUAGAUCCUCCAUUGCAGACAGUUCCCAAAGGAGGCUGGAAGUGCAAAUGGUGUGUUUGGUGCAGACAUUGUGGAGCAACAUCUGCAGGUCUACGAUGUGAAUGGCAAAAUAAUUACACACAGUGUGCUCCUUGUGCAAGCUUAUCUUCAUGCCCCAUCUGCUACCGAAACUAUAGAGAAGAAGAUCUUAUUCUGCAGUGUAGACAGUGUGAUAGAUGGAUGCAUGCAGUUUGUCAAAACUUAAAUACUGAGGAGGAAGUGGAAAAUGUAGCAGACAUUGGUUUUGAUUGUAGCAUGUGCAGACCCUAUAUGCCUACAUUAAACGUGCCUUCCUCAGACUGCUGUGAAUCAUCACUUGUAGCACAAAUUGUCACAAAAGUAAAAGAGCUAGAUCCACCCAAAACCUACACUCAGGAUGGUGUUUGUUUGACGGAAUCAGGGAUGACUCAAUUACAGAGCCUCACAGUUACAGUUCCAAGAAGAAAACGGUCAAAACCAAAGUUGAAAUUGAAGAUUAUAAAUCAGAAUAGCGUAGCUGUCCUUCAGACUCCUCCAGAUAUCCAGUCAGAGCAUUCAAGGGAUGGUGAGAUGGAUGACAGUAGAGAAGGAGAACUUAUGGAUUGUGAUGGAAAAUCAGAAUCUAGUCCUGAGCGGGAAGCUGCAGAUGAUGAAACUAAAGGAGUGGAAGGAGCAGAGGGUGUCAAAAAAAGAAAACGGAAACCAUACAGACCAGGUAUUGGUGGAUUUAUGGUACGGCAAAGAAGUCGAACUGGGCAAGGGAAAACCAAAAGAUCUGUGAUCAGAAAAGAUUCUUCAGGCUCUGUUUCUGAGCAGUUACCUAGUAGAGAUGAUGGAUGGAGUGAGCAGUUACCAGAUACUCUAGUUGAUGAAUCUGUAUCUGUUACUGAGAGUACUGAAAAAAUAAAGAAAAGAUAUCGAAAAAGGAAAAAUAAGCUUGAAGAAACCUUCCCUGCCUAUUUGCAAGAAGCUUUCUUUGGAAAAGAUCUUCUUGAUACAAGUAGACAGUACAAGCUGAGUUUAGAUAAUCUUUCAGAAGAUACAGCUCAACUUUCAUGUACAACAACUAUGAAUACAAAUUUCUUGGAUCCUUCCUUAGAUCCACUACUUAGUUCAUCCUCAACUCCAGCAAAACCUGCAACCCAAGGUACUGCUGAUGACCCAUUAGCCGAUCUUUCAGAAGUGUUAAACACAGAUGAUGACAUCCUUGGAAUAAUUUCAGAUGACCUAGCAAAAUCAGUUGAUCAUUCAGAUAUUGGGCACGUCGCUGAUGAUCCUUCAUCUCUGCCUCAGCCAAGUGUCAAUCAAAGUUCACGACCAUUAAGUGAAGAGCAACUAGAUGGAAUCCUCAGUCCUGAGCUAGACAAAAUGGUCACAGAUGGAGCAAUUCUUGGAAAAUUAUAUAAAAUUCCAGAGCUUGGAGGAAAGGAUGUUGAAGAUUUGUUUACUGCUGUUCUUAGUCCUGUGACCACUCAGCCAACUCCAUUGCCACAGCCUCCACCCCCAUCACAGCUGUUGCCAGUACACAGUCAGGAUGCUUUUUCACGGAUACCUCUCAUGAAUGGCCUUAUGGGACCCAGUCCUCAUCUCUCGCAUAAUUCAUUGCCUCCUGGAAGUGGAUUGGGAACUUUCUCUACUAUAGCACAACCCCCUUACCCUGAUGCCAGCAAUAAAAAUCCAACAUUUAAUUCAAUGGUAUGUGAUCCUAUUAGCUCUUGGCCAUCAUCAGCUCCCACUAUGGAAGGAGAAAAUGAUACAAUGUCAAAUACCCAGAGAAGUACGCUUAAGUGGGAAAAAGAAGAAGCUUUGGGUGAAAUGGCAACAGUAGCACCAGUUCUGUACACGAAUAUUAAUUUUCCUAAUUUAAAGGAAGAAUUCCCUGAUUGGACUACCCGAGUGAAGCAGAUAGCGAAAUUGUGGAGAAAAGCAAGCUCACAGGAAAGAGCACCAUAUGUGCAAAAAGCCAGAGAUAACAGAGCUGCAUUACGCAUUAAUAAAGUACAGAUGUCAAAUGACUCCAUGAAAAGACAGCAACAGCAAGAUAGCAUUGAUCCCAACUCUCGCAUUGAUUCGGAUAUUUUUAAAGAUCCGUUAAAGCAAAGAGAAUCAGAACAUGAACAGGAAUGGAAAUUUAGACAGCAAAUGCGUCAGAAAAGUAAACAGCAAGCUAAAAUUGAAGCUACACAGAAACUUGAGCAGGUAAAGAAUGAACAGCAGCAGCAGCAGCAACAGCAGCAAUUUGGUUCUCAACAUCUUCUGACACAGUCUGGUUCAGAUACACCAAGCAGUGGGAUCCAGAGUCCCUUGACACCUCAGCCUGGCAAUGGGAAUAUGUCUCCUGCACAGUCAUUCCAUAAAGACCUGUUUACAAAGCAACUGCCUAAUACUCCUACUUCUUCAUCUUCCGAUGAUGUGUUUGUAAAACCACAAGCUCCACCUCCUCCUCCACCCUCAUCCCGGAUUCCCAUUCAGGAAAAUCUUUCUCAGACUCAGACUUCUCAGUCACAUUCACCACAGAUGUUUUCACCUGGCUCUUCUAACUCCCGACCACCAUCUCCAGUGGAUCCUUACGCCAAAAUGGUUGGCACCCCUAGACCACCUCCAGGGGGCCAUAGUUUUCCCAGAAGAAAUUCUAUUACACCAGUAGAAAACUGUACGUCAUUAUCUUCAGUAUCUAGGGCCAUUCAAAUAAGUGAAACAGCAGCAAAUAGGCCAUCACCAGUGAGGGAUUCAUGUUCUUCCACCAUUACGAAUAAUGACCCCUAUGCAAAGCCUCCGGACACACCUAGACCUAUGUUAACAGAUCAGUUUCCCAAGCCUUUGGGGCUACCUAGAUCUCCUGUAGUUUCGGAGCAAACUGCAAAAGGUCCUCUAACAUCUGGAACCAGUGAUCCUUUUACUAAACCAUCUCCUAGGACAGAUGUAUUUCAGAGACAACGGAUCUCUGACCCAUAUACACGACCUUUGUUGACAUCUGCACCUCUUGAAAGUGGUCCUGGACCCUUUAAGACUCCAAUGCAGCCUCCUCCAUCCUCCCAGGACCCUUAUGGGUCAGUGUCACAGGCACCAAGACGAAUGUCUAUUGACCCUUAUGAACGGCCUGCUUUGACACCAAGACCUAUAGAUAGUUUUUCCCAUAGUCAAUCCAGUGAUCCGUAUAGCCAGCCUCCCCUCACUCCACAUCCAGGAAUGAAUGAAUCUUUUGCCCAUCCUUCAAGGACUUUUUCCCAGUCUGGAACCAUAUCAAGGCCAAUGUCUCAGGACCCAUAUUCCCAACCCCCAGGAACUCCACGACCUGUUGUAGAUUCUUAUUCACAACCCUCAGGAACAACUCGGUCUAAUCCAGAUCCUUAUUCUCAACCUCCUGGAACUCCCCGACCUUCCACUGUUGAUCCAUAUAGUCAACAGCCGCCAACCCCAAGGCCAUCUACACAAACAGACUUGUUUGUUGCAUCUGCAACUACUCAGAGGCAUUCUGAUCCAUACGCUCAUCCUUCUGGAACACCAAGACCUAGAAUUGCUGCUCCUUACUCUAAACCACCAACACCACCAAGGCCAAGGAUUUCAGAAGGUUUUACUAGAUCUUCAAUGAUACGACCAGUCCUCAUGCCUAAUCAGGAUCUUUUCCUGCAGGCAGCACAAAAUCGAGGACCAGCUUUGUCUGGCCCUUUGGUAAGGCCACCUGAUACAUGUUCCCAAACACCCAGACCACCUGGACCUGGUCUUUCAGACACAUUUACCCAUGUUUCCCCAUCUGCGGCCCGUGAUCCCUAUGAUCAGUCUCCAGUGACUCCAAGAUCUCAACCAGACUCUUUUGGAGCAAGUCAGGUUAUUCAUGAUGUCAGUGACCAUCCAAAGCCUGGAUCAGAGGGGAACUUUAGUACAUCUUCAAACUCUCCUCUGAAUUCCCAAGGUCAACCAUUUUCCAGUGUCCCUCAAAUUCCUGGACCUGUACCAACUUCAGGAGUAGCUGAUACGCAGAAUACCAUCAACAUGACUCAAGCAGAUACAGAGAAAAUGAGACAGCGACAAAAGUUACGCGAGAUCAUUCUCCAGCAGCAACAGCAGAAAAAGAUUGCUGGUCGUCAGGAGAAGGGGUGUCAGGAUUCACCAGGAACGCCUCAUCCAGGACCCCUUCAGCAUUGGCAACCAGAGAAUAUCAACCAGGCUUUUACCAGACCUCCACCUCCCUAUCCUGGGAACAUUAGAUCUCCCAUUGUCCCUUCUCUAGGGCCUAGAUACACUGUUUUCCCAAAAGAUCAGCGUGGGCCCUAUCCUCCAGAUGUUGCUGGUAUGGGGAUGCGACCUCAUGGAUUUAGAUUUGGAUUUUCAGGAGGUAGUCAUGGUACCAUAUCAAGUCAGGAGCACUUCCUUGUACCUCCUCAACAAAUACAAGGAUCUGGAGUUCCUCCUCAACUCAGAAGACCAAUGUCUGUAGAUAUGCCUAGGCCUUUAAAUAACCCACAAAUGAAUAACCCAGUUGGACUUGCUCAGCAUUUUCCACCACAGAGUCUACCAGUUCAGCAGCAUAACAUACUGGGCCAAGCAUUUAUUGAAUUAAGGCAUAGAACCCCUGAUGGAAGGCCACAGCUGCCCUUUAGUGCUCCUGCUGGCAGUGUUAUAGAAGCGUCUUCUCAUCCAAGACAUGGAAACUUCAUUCCCCGGACAGACUUUCCAGGCCCUAGACACACAGACCCCAUGAGACGGCCUCCCCAAUGCCUACCCAGUCAAUUACCUGUGCAUCCAAAUGUGGAACAAGUGGCACCAUCACAGCAAGAGCAAAGUCAUUCUACCCCUUCAUCAUCUGUGAUCAUGAGGUCUCUGAGUCAUCCCUUAAGUGGUGACUUUUCAGAAGCAUCUUUGUCAACAUCUACUCCAGCUGAAACUACAUCUGAUAAUUUACAGGUAACCAACCAGUCUUCUGAUGGUCUUGAAGAGAAACUUGAUUCUAUUGAUCCAUCUGUAAAAGAACUAGAUGUCAAAGACCUUGAGGGGGUUGAAGUCAAAGACUUAGAUGAUGAGGAUCUUGAAAAUUUAAAUCUAGAUACAGAGGAUGGCAAGGGAGAUGAAUUGGAUACUUUAGGUAAUUUGGAAACAAAUGAUCCCAACUUGGAUGACCUCUUGAGAUCAGGAGAGUUUGAUAUAAUUGCAUAUACAGAUCCAGAACUUGACUUGGGGGAUAAGAAAAGCAUGUUUAAUGAAGAACUUGAUCUAAAUGUUCCAAUUGAUGAUAAUCAGUGCAUGUCUAUUGAACCAAAAAAAAAGGAACAAGAAGACAAAACUUUGAUUCUUUCUGAUAAACAUUCACCACAGAAAAAAUCCACUGUUGCCAGUGAGAUAAAAACUGAAGCAUUAUCUCCAACUUCUAAAGAGGAAACUAAAUAUGAAAUUGAGAAAAAUGAGGAUAAAGAUUCUGUUGAUAUUCCCUGCUCAAAGGCUUCUACUAAUGCAGACCUUAAUGAUGGAGAAAAGGCUGCUUUGCAACCUUGUAAUCCAGAUCUACCUGAGGAAAAAACUAAUCAGGAAACUGAUGACUCCAGCACAAGUGUUCAAGGAUCUGCUCAACUACCUGCUGAAGAUGUAAUAAACUCUUGUGGCAUAACUGGAUCGACUCCUGUUCUCUCAAGUUUACUUGCUAACGAAAAGUCAGAUAAUUCAGACGUUAGGCCAUUGGGGUCUUCUCCACCAUCAACUUUGCCAGCCUCACCAUCUAAUCAUAUGUCAAGUUUGCCUCCUACUUUAAUGACGCCAGCUGGUCAUGUUUUGGAUAAUAACAUGAAUGCUAAUGUGGCAGUAGUCUCUAGGGUAAACCAUACUUUUUCUCAGAGUAUACAGGUAAACCCAGGGUUUGUUCAGGGUCAGUCAAGCAGUCAUAAUUUUGUGACAGGAAAAUCUACAAAUCAAACUGUGCCUCUCACGAGUCAAUCUGGUACCAGUGGCAUGUCUGGAUCACAACAGCUGAUGAUUCCUCAAACAUUAGCCCAGCAGAAUAGAGAGAGGCCCCUCCUUCUAGAGGAACAGCCUCUACUUCUACAGGAUCUUUUGGAUCAAGAGAGACAAGAGCAGCAGCAGCAAAGAAAGAUGCAAGCCAUGAUACGUCAGCGUUCUGAACCAUUCUUCCCUAAUAUUGAUUUUGAUGCAAUUACAGAUCCUAUAAUGAAAGCCAAGAUGGUGGCCCUCAAAGGCAUAAAUAAAGUAAUGGCACAAAACAAUAUGGGCAUGCCAUCAAUGGUUAUGAACAGGUUCCCCUUUAUGGGUCAGUCAGUGACUGGAACACAGAACAGUGAAGGCCAGAGUCUCAUACCUCAGGCAAUGACUCAGGAUGGCAGUAUAACACAUCAGAUUUCUAGGCCUAAUCCUCCAAAUUUUGGUCCAGGCUUUGUCAAUGACUCACAGCGUAAACAAUAUGAAGAAUGGCUUCAGGAAACCCAACAGCUUCUUCAGAUGCAGCAAAAGUAUCUUGAAGAACAAAUUGGUGCACACAGAAAAUCUAAGAAGGCCCUUUCAGCCAAGCAACGUACUGCGAAGAAAGCUGGGCGUGAGUUUCCAGAAGAAGAUGCAGAACAACUGAAGCAUGUUACUGAGCAGCAAAGCAUGGUUCAGAAACAGCUGGAACAGAUUCGUAAACAACAGAAAGAGCAUGCAGAGCUGAUUGAAGAUUAUCGCAUCAAACAGCAGCAGCAGCAGUGUGCAAUGGCCCCACCUACCAUAAUUUCUGGUGUCCAGCCCCAGCCACCCCUUGUUCCAGGAGCCACGACCCCCUCUAUGACCCAGUCCAACUUCCCCAUGGUGCCACAGCAACUGCAGCACCAGCAGCACACAGCAGUUAUUACUGGCCAUCCCAGCCCUGCCAGAAUGCCUAAUUUAACUGGUUGGCAGCCUAGUAAUGCUCCUGCUCACUUGCCCCUCAAUCCUCCUAGGAUUCCACCCCCUAUUGCCCAGAUACCAAUAAAGACUUGCACUGCAGCCCCAGGGACAGUGUCAAAUGCAAAUCCACAGAGUGGACCACCACCACGGGUAGAAUUUGAUGACAACAAUCCCUUUAGUGAAAGCUUUCAAGAACGAGAGCGUAAGGAACGUUUACGAGAACAACAGGAAAGACAACGAAUCCAACUUAUGCAAGAAGUAGAUAGACAAAGAACUUUGCAACAGAGGAUGGAAAUGGAGCAACGUGGCAUGAUGGGCUCAGAACUCAGUAGUAGGACAUCUGUAGGCCAGAUUCCAUUCUAUAGUUCUGACUUACCUUGUGAUUUUAUGCAACCUCCAAGACCCCUUCAGCAGUCUCCGCAACACCAACAGCAAAUAGGGCAGGUUUUGCAGCAGCAGAGUAUACAACAAGGAUCUAUGAAUUCUCCCCCUACCCAUACUUUUAUGCAAACAAAUGAACGAAGACAGUUAGGGCCUUCCUCAUUUGUUUCUGAUUCACAGUCAAUCCCCUGUGGAAGUCCAAAUUUUCAUUCUGUUAAGCAGAUGCGUGGAAGUCUUUCUGGUACCAACUUCCAGCAGUCCCAGGUGAGACCUCCUUUUACACCUGCAUUACCGGAAGCACCCCCAGUAACUAACAGCGGUCUUCCAUGUGGCCAAGACCCUACUCUAACCCAUGGACAAAGUUGCCCAGGAUCAAACCAGUCUCUCAUUCAAUUGUAUUCUGAUAUAAUCCCAGAAGAAAAAGGGAAAAAGAAAAGAACAAGAAAAAAGAAAAAAGAUGAAGAUACAGAAUCUACCAAGGCACCGUCAACUCCCCAUUCAGAUGUAACUGCUCCACCGACUCCAAGUAUUUCAGAAACUACCUCCACUCCUAUAGUGAACACACCCAGUGAGCUUACUCAGCAAAUGGAACAAGAGUCUGCAGAACCAGUAGACCCCCCAACCCCUACUACAGCAGUCAGCCAACUGUGCACAGAAUCAGAAAACAAACUGCCCACUAGUGACUGUUCACAAGGAACUCCAAAUCAACAGACUCAUGGAAAUUCAGAGACCGAUAAAUUCUCCAUGGAAGUUCCUGCCAAAAUUGGAGAGGUAAAAUUAGAACUGUCUGAAACAGAGCAGUGCCCUGGCAGAGAUGAACCUAAAUUAGAGGAACAAACCAGCAAUAAUGUGGAAGAAAAAGCUGUAGCCCAUCCUGUGUCUUCAGCUCAGAGCUCUCCUCAUCCUGUUGGGGGCCCUGCUGCCAAAGGAGAUACAGGGAAUGAGCUUUUGAAACACUUGUUGAAAAAUAAAAAGUCAUCUUCCCUUAUAAAUCAAAAACCUGAAGGCAAUUUUUGUUCAGAAGACAACUGUAGAAAGGAUAGCAAACCAGUUGAGAAGCAGAACACAGCUGAAGGAUUGCAAACUUUGGGGGCUCAAAUGCAAGGUGGUUUUGGAUGUGGCAACAACCAGUUGCCAAAAACAGACGGAGGAAAUGAAACCAAGAAACAACGAAGCAAACGGACUCAGAGGACUGGAGAGAAAGCAGCACCUAGAUCAAAGAAAAGGAGAAAGGAUGAAGAGGAGAAACAAACUCUGUACUCAAACACUGAUGCAUUCGCCCACUUGAAACAGCAGAAUAAUUUAAGUAAUCCUCCAACACCCCCUGCCUCUCUUCCUCCUACACCACCUCCCAUGGCUUGUCAGAAGAUGGCAAAUGGUUUUGCAACGACUGAAGAGCUUGCUGGAAAAGCUGGAGUGCUAGUGAGCCAUGAAGUUACCAAAACUUUAGGACCUAAACCAUUUCAGCUGCCGUUCAGACCACAGGACGACUUGUUAGCCAGAGCUAUUGCUCAAGGCCCAAAGACAGUUGAUGUUCCAGCUUCACUUCCAACACCACCUCAUAAUAAUCAGGAAGAAUUGAGGAUACAGGAUCACUGUGGUGAUCGGGACACCCCUGACAGUUUUGUUCCCUCAUCUUCCCCUGAAAGUGUGGUUGGUAUGACAGUGAGCAGAUACCCAGAUUUGUCAUUAGUCAAAGAGGAGCCACCAGAACCUGUGCCCUCCCCCAUCAUUCCAAUUCUUCCUAGCAAUACUGGGAAAAGCUCAGAACCUAGGAGGAAUGACAUCAAAUCUGAGCCAGGCACUUUAUUUUUCGCAUCACCGUUUGGUACAUCCCCAAAUGGUCCCAGAUCAAGUCUUAUAUCUGUAGCAAUUACCCUGCACCCUACAGCUGCUGAGAAUAUUAGCAGUGUUGUGGCUGCAUUUUCCGAUCUUCUUCAUGUCCGAAUUCCUAACAGCUAUGAGGUUAGUAAUGCUCCAGAUGGUCCAUCCAUGGGUUUGGUCAAUAGCCACAGAGUAAAUCCAGGUUUGGAAUAUCGACAGCAAUUGUUUCUUCGUGGUCCUCCACCAGCAUCUGCAAACCCUCCCAGAUUAGCAAGCUCCUAUCAGCUAAAGCAGCCAUUUCCUCCAUCAAGCAAUGGUCUUGCUGGAUAUAAAGAUUCUAAUCAUGGUAUUGCAGAUGGUUCGGCACUCAGACCACAGUGGUGUUGUCACUGUAAAGUUGUCAUUCUGGGUAGUGGUGUGCGGAAACCUUUCAAAGAUAUAAACUUUGUGAGCAAGGAUUCCCGAGAAAGCUCCAGUAGAGUUGAGAAGGACAUUGUCUUUUGUAGUAAUAACUGCUUUAUUCUUUAUUCAUCAACUGCACAAGCAAAAAGCUCAGAAAGCAAGGAAUCCAUUCCUUUGUUGCCACAGUCGCCUAUAAAAGAAGCAUCUUCCAAAGCAUUCCAUCAGUACAGUAACAACAUCUCUACUUUAGAUGUGCACUGUCUCCCACAGCUUCAGGAAAGAGUGUCUCCUCCUACAUCACCUCCCAUCACUUUCCCUCCUGCUUUUGAAGCAGCCAAAGUAGAAGCAAAGCCAGAUGAACUUAAGGUAACAGUCAAGUUAAAACCCCGGCUAAGAACUAUACAUGGCGGAUUUGAUGACUAUAGGCCUGUAAAUAAAAAGUGGAGAGGGAUGAAGUGGAAGAAAUGGAGUAUUCAUAUUGUCAUCCCCAAGGGAACAUUCAAAUCACCUUGUGAGGAUGAAAUUGAUGACUUUUUAAAGAAAUUAGGCACUUCCCUUAAACCUGAUCCUGUACCCAAAGACUAUAGGAAGUGUUGCUUUUGUCAUGAAGAAGGUGAUGGAUUGACAGAUGGACCAGCAAGGCUGCUCAACCUUGACUUGGAUCUAUGGGUCCAUUUGAACUGUGCUCUGUGGUCCACAGAGGUCUAUGAGACCCAGGCUGGUGCCUUAAUCAAUGUGGAGCUAGCACUGAGGAGAGGCCUGCAAAUGAAAUGUGUCUUCUGUCAUAAAAUGGGUGCCACCAGUGGGUGUCACAGAUUUCGAUGCACCAACAUUUACCACUUUACUUGCGCCAUUAAAGCACAAUGCAUGUUUUUUAAGGACAAAACAAUGCUUUGUCCCAUGCACAAACCAAAGGGAAUUCAUGAGCAAGAAUUAAGUUACUUUGCAGUCUUCAGGCGGGUCUAUGUUCAGCGUGAUGAAGUGCGGCAAAUUGCUAGCAUUGUGCAGCGAGGAGAGCGUGACCACACCUUUCGUGUUGGAAGCCUUAUCUUCCAUACCAUUGGGCAGCUGCUCCCACAGCAGAUGCAAGCAUUCCAUUCUCCUAAAGCACUGUACCCUGUGGGUUAUGAAGCCAGCCGGUUGUACUGGAGCACACGCUAUGCCAACCGGCGCUGUCGCUAUCUAUGUUCCAUUGAGGAGAAAGAUGGACAUCCAGUGUUUGUCAUCAGAAUUGUGGAACAAGGCCAUGAAGAUCUGGUCUUAAGUGACACCUCACCCAAAGGUGUUUGGGAUAAGAUUUUGGAACCUGUGGCGUGUGUGAGAAAGAAGUCUGAAAUGCUGCAGCUUUUCCCAGCAUAUUUAAAAGGAGAGGAUCUGUUUGGAUUAACUGUUUCUGCAGUAGCACGUAUAGCUGAAUCACUACCUGGGGUUGAGGCAUGUGAAAACUAUACCUUUCGAUAUGGCAGAAAUCCUCUCAUGGAACUUCCUCUUGCCGUUAACCCCACAGGUUGUGCCCGCUCUGAACCUAAAAUGAGUACCCAUGUCAAGAGGUUUGUGUUAAGGCCUCACACCUUGAACAGCACCAGCACCUCAAAGUCAUUUCAGAGCACGGUCACUGGAGAACUGAAUGCGCCUUACAGUAAGCAGUUUGUCCAUUCCAAGUCAUCUCAGUACCGGAAAAUGAAGACUGAAUGGAAAUCUAAUGUGUAUCUAGCCCGGUCUCGGAUUCAGGGAUUGGGCCUUUAUGCUGCUAGAGACAUUGAGAAGCACACCAUGGUCAUUGAAUAUAUUGGGACUAUCAUUAGAAAUGAAGUAGCAAACAGAAAAGAGAAACUUUAUGAGUCUCAGAACCGCGGCGUGUACAUGUUUCGCAUGGAUAAUGACCAUGUUAUUGAUGCCACACUUACAGGAGGGCCUGCAAGAUAUAUCAACCAUUCAUGUGCACCCAAUUGUGUGGCUGAAGUGGUGACUUUUGAGAGAGGACAUAAAAUUAUCAUCAGCUCCAACCGGAGAAUUCAGAAAGGAGAAGAGCUUUGCUAUGACUACAAGUUUGACUUUGAGGAUGACCAGCACAAGAUCCCGUGUCACUGUGGAGCUGUGAACUGCCGGAAGUGGAUGAACUGA
Messenger RNA from Chrysochloris asiatica (Cape golden mole), 14547 nucleotides. RefSeq names its product lysine (K)-specific methyltransferase 2C (gene KMT2C). Gene Ontology annotation, biological process: positive regulation of transcription by RNA polymerase II. The coding region runs from base 37 to 14547 and encodes 4836 amino acids. Gene Ontology annotation, cellular component: nucleus; MLL3/4 complex. NCBI's taxonomy places the organism in Eukaryota, Metazoa, Chordata, Mammalia, Afrosoricida, Chrysochloridae. Gene Ontology annotation, molecular function: transcription coactivator activity; histone binding; histone H3K4 methyltransferase activity. The record is from RefSeq and is a predicted model, not a curated record. The transcript is spliced from 58 exons.